AUGAUUUUUGCCACCCGAUCCGCAACUCAGCUCCGGUCCGCCACAUGGCGCGCCGCGACUGCCGCACCGCGCUUCACGUCAACCCGUCUGCUGUCCAUCGGCAGCAAGAGCGGCACAACUCCGGCCCCCAUUGAGCCGACCGAGUCGCAGGCAAUCCCACUGGGCAAGUUCUACGAGUACAUCUUGAAUGAGCCCCAGCCGAUCCCGGAUGUGAAGUCCGAAGAGCCGCCCGUCACCGCCGCAAAGUCGGCAAAGGCCAAGUCUAGCAAGGGAACCGAGUCGGGCAACGGCAAGAAGUCGUCUGCUUAA
This is a messenger RNA of Pyricularia pennisetigena, 309 nucleotides long. RefSeq lists its product as uncharacterized. Lineage: Eukaryota; Fungi; Ascomycota; Sordariomycetes; Magnaporthales; Pyriculariaceae. The transcript has a single exon. Bases 1 to 309 code for a protein of 102 amino acids. The record is from RefSeq and is a predicted model, not a curated record.